UGAGGGCAGAGGCAGUCUCUCCACCAUAAUUUUUUACAAAGCACAAGAAUGCCCUCCAGGCUCCAAUACCAUUUUCUCUAUAUAUAUAAUUUCUCUCUCUCUCUCUCUCUUCCUCGAGCCCCCUCCCUCUCUCCAUUUCUUGCCUUGCCCCAUUUCCACCCCGAAUUCUGAUUCCUUCUUCUUCAACUAGCCUGGUGUUUUUAAUUCUUGGUUGAUUUUUGUUUGUUUGUCAGUUCCACCCAUUGUUCUGGUUGUUGUCUCUCUGUGGGUGAUUUGCAUUUGCAUUUGGCCAAAAGGGUCAAAUUAUAUAACCACCAUUGUUCCCUCUCUUCCUUUUGCAGAAGCAGAGAGAGAGAGAGAGAGAGAGAGAGAGAGAGAGAGAGAGAAUAGAGAGAGAGAUCAGUGUAAAAAGAGAACAACAAAGCAUUCUUAACACAGUGCUCAGGUUCAUUUCCUCAUUCUGUAAAAAAAACAUCUCCUUUCAUCAGACUCUUCUCUUUCAGUCUCUCUUCACUCUCCCUUGUGUGUUUGAAUAGUCUGUUCUUGCCUUUUAUGUGGAUGCAAAGCUUUGAUUCUUAGUAUCUGAAAGUGGGAUUGAGGUGAAAGGGAGAGAAAUGGGGUUGGGUUGGUUGUGUUGCAUAAAGCAAAAUUUGUCUCCUCGGACAAAAUCCCUCUUUUUAAUUUUUUACAAUUAAGCAUGGCAUGGGCUGGCCUUAUUCAAAAAGCUUAAAGAAACUUCACUCUCAUCCUCAGGUGCCAAAAUCCAAAUCCCCCCACUAAAAGCCAAGAAAAAAAAUUGCAUCUUUAUCUUGACCAUCCUUUAAUUUCUCCCUCUUCCCCACAAAAACUCCUCCCUCAUUUGGAGCCCAACACAGAAUCAAAAACAAGUAAAGAAAAAAUGGGGUGUGUGGCCUCAAGAUUAGAAGAGGAAGAAGAAGUUGUGUCUAUAUGUAGAGAGAGAAAGCAUCAGCUGAAGAUGGCUGUGGAGAGAAGGUAUGCUUUGGCUGAUGCCCAUUACAGAUACUGUCAGUCUUUGUUUGGAGUUUCAGCAGCUAUAAACCUCUUUGUUGCUAGACAUUCCAAGCCCCACUCUCCAUUCUACAUCACAUUUCCUCCCUCUUCUUCACCACCACGCUCUACCCCUAAAGAAACUGUGGUUUCAAAUCCUUUGUUUCUGCAGCAGGCUCCUUCUGAGCCCACCAAACAGGCCAUCCCUUGUGAGUCCUGCACUUCUUCCACAAGUUCAGAUUCCUCUGAAGAAGAAGAAGAAGAAGAAGAAGAAGAAGAAGAAGAGUGUGUGGAGAAGACGAAUGGGAAAGAGGAGCCACUUUGUGGGUACUUCUACAUGGACAUGCCUCAGGGAGCAGUGUCACAACAGAUGGAUUUUGGUUGGGAUUUUUUCAACCCUUUUGAGAGUGUGCCUAGGCCUGAUAUUCUCAGUGUUUACAACAGGAUUUCUGAGGAGGAUUUGAGGGCUGUUAGGGAUGAAGAAGGGAUUCCAGACCUUGAAGAUGAAAAUGAGGUUGAAGAAGAAGAAGAAAGGGCAGUGAAAUUGCAGGAGGGGAAAAAGAACACAUCUUCUACUGUUGUGGCAGAAGAAACAGUCAGUAAUAAUGUAGAGCAAGAAAAUGCUGCAUCACAGGCUUUGAAUACAGUGCAGAAUAGUGGGGAGGAGAAAAUAAUAACCAAGGGACUUAGUGUGAUUGACACACCAGUUAGGGGGAGGGAAUUGCUGGAGGCUUUGAAGGACAUUGAAGACCAUUUUAUCAGAGCUUAUGAUUCCGGGAAAGAGGUUUCCAGGAUGCUUGAGUGCAACAGGGUUCACUUGCAGUCUAAUCUUGAGGAAAUUAAAGAAAGCUCAACAAAGUUGAUCCAAGCUAUUGUGAGGCGGUCUGCCCCUUCCCGGUCAUCUUCAUGCAAGAGUUUAGUGGCAUCAGGUUCGAAAAGCUCCUCGACAGCAUGGACAGAGUUUAGCAACGAACUGUUCGAUGAUUAUGGGGGGAUGAAUUCAGGAAGCCACUCCUUGACUCUUGGUAGACUGUAUGCAUGGGAAAAGAAGCUCUACGAAGAAGUGAAGGAAGGAGAUAGCAUUCGAAGAAUUUAUGAAAGGAAAUGCACUCAGCUUAGAAAUCAUGAUGUUCGAGGCGAUGAAGGGGUCACAGCGGAUAAAACGAGGGCAGCUGUCAAAGAUUUGUAUAGCAGGAUUCUAGUGGCGAUCCGCAGUGCUGAAACCAUUUCAAACAACAUUGACAAGCUGAGAGACGAAGAACUUGAGCCUCAGAUAAGAGAAUUACUUCAAGGCAUGACAAGAACUUGGAAGGUUAUGCUGGAGUCGCACGAAAUUCAGAACAAGAUUAUAUUUGAAGUGAAAACAUUUACUUGCCCAUCUUAUGGGAAAUUCUGCAAUGAGUCUCACAGGCUCGCUACACUACAGUUAGAAACCGAGCUUUUGAACUGGCGCUCGUGUUUCGUAGAAUAUGUUGCAGCACAGAGGGGAUUCAUUGAAGCCCUUUCUGGUUGGCUGUUGAAGUUUGUUGCUCCUGAAGUGGAAUAUUAUUCCAGGAGUAGAACUUCUCAGCCACCAUGUCGACCAAAUGGUCCUGUGCUGUUGACAUUAUGUCGGGACUGGUUGGAUUCCAUGAAUAAAUUACCAGAUAAGGCGGUUGCAUAUGCUAUAAAAAGCUGUGCAAAGGAUGUUAGAUCCUUGUGGUUUCAGCAAGGAGAGGAACAACAGCAGAAGAAGAAAGUUGAUAAUCUGUCGAAAGAAUUAGAUAAGAAAACGGUCUCAUUCCACAAGGCCGAGAGGAGGGUUGAGUUUAGGCUGACCGACAAAAACACAGAGGUGGAGAUGGAGCAUCAGGCUGAAUCAAUGAUUGAUUGUAAGGAUAUGUUGGACAGUUUCAGAACAAGGGUUAUGUUGGAGAAGGAAAAGCAUCAUAACUGCAUGGAAGAAACACACAGAAUCACUUUGAAUGGUUUCCAGACAGGAUUUUGUGGAGUGUUCGAGUCCAUGACAGAGUUCUCCAGGGCAGCUCUAAGAAUGUAUAAUGAUCUCAGCAGUAUUCAGAAUGCUGAGAGUUUGGAAAAUGUUGUGUAUAGUGAGGGUACAAAGGCUCAAGACAAUGGAAGCAGGUGAGACAGACAACAUUACUUUGGGGAAUGUUCUUUUUUUCAUGUUGUAGGUUUUUUAAAUUUUAGAUGAUGUUGUAUUGGAUUGUGUCGAAGCAGCUCGCUGAGACAAUGCUUUGUCUAUGAAUUUUUUUAGUUGCUAGCAGAUAUAAACUUCUC
Messenger RNA from Andrographis paniculata, 3288 nucleotides. RefSeq names its product protein ALTERED PHOSPHATE STARVATION RESPONSE 1-like. NCBI's taxonomy places the organism in Eukaryota, Viridiplantae, Streptophyta, Magnoliopsida, Lamiales, Acanthaceae. Bases 899 to 3136 code for a protein of 745 amino acids. The record is from RefSeq and is a predicted model, not a curated record. The transcript has 4 exons.